CUCAAAUAUGGCGAUCAGCUCGAGGAGGUGAAACGUCUGCAAACACAGCUUCACUUCCGGGACGAGCAAAUUCAGAAGCUCGUCAAGCAGAGCACCAUGUUGCAAAUUGAGCUCGGCCCAUACGCCGAACUUGGACCUCCACCAAAGACGAUAGGCCCAAGCCUGAAGGCCAAAAAACUGAAGCUCCCC
Messenger RNA from Mesorhabditis spiculigera, 189 nucleotides. The record is from the annotation of a GenBank genome assembly. NCBI's taxonomy places the organism in Eukaryota, Metazoa, Nematoda, Chromadorea, Rhabditida, Rhabditidae.